AUGGUAGAAGGUGGCAAAAUGCACCUGAUUGUGGAAAUCAGUGCAAAGAUGAGUCCACACUACACGGCCUUGAUUGGCAAGAUCAGGGAAGCCUUGGAAAAGGACAACCUGAGCAAGGAAGAAGCCCUCUCUAUGAGAGCCAAGCUGCUGAAGCAGUAUGACCCCCAGAGCCCUUCCACCUAUGUGAAGCACUUGGCAGCUUUGGGAAAGGCAACAGCCAAGUGCAAGGAGGAGCUGGAAGCUUCCCUGAGCAAGAGCUUGGAAAAGAGAGACUUGGAAGAGUCUGCAACUGGCAGUGCCAGCUCCAGCAGUGGCUUGGAAAAGCCACCUGGAACCUGGGGGGUUCAGGGUGGCAAGAAAAAGAGCAAAAGAAAGACUUUGGAAAAGGUUUCAGAGUCCUUGGAAAAGGACAAAAAGCCUAAGGGAAAGGCUUUGAAUCAUUCCCAGUGGGAUGAUGAUGAGGAGGAAGAGUCCUUGGAAAAGGACCAAAAACCAGUUGUGGUGGUGGACUGGUACAACACCCUUUGGGUUGGCAAAGGGAUUCCUCCUGAGAACCUGGCAGGCUUGGAAAAGCUGUGCCAGGCAGCCCAGGUCACCAUCCUCAGCUUUGUGGGCUCUUGGAAAAGGGCCCAGGAGGUGGAAAAGGACAUGCAGGAGCAUGUCCCUGACCACCUCCAGCAGAUCAUCCCCAUGGAGACCUGCAGGGGGAAGGUUGGCAAUGAUGGCAAAUGCCAUCAUGCCUGUGACUGGGGGGCUGAGGCAAUCUUUGAUGAUCGUGCAGCAAUCAUCAGAGAGUGCCAGGAGUGGGGAUUGGACGUCUAUCCAAUCAACACUCUGCAGGAGGGCCAUGCUAGGGCUGGUGGUGGGUAUGAAACCUUUGCUGAUGCAGUGGAGGCAUGCCUCAAGAACCACCAGUAG
This is a messenger RNA of Cladocopium goreaui, 918 nucleotides long. NCBI's taxonomy places the organism in Eukaryota, Dinophyceae, Suessiales, Symbiodiniaceae. The record is from the annotation of a GenBank genome assembly.